CCCCGCCGUCCGCCGCCGUUUGUGCCGGGGGUUGGAAACGUGGGCCCUUUCCUCCCCCACUAACCUGCACCCGUCUGCACCCGCCGCAUGCACCGGUACGUCUCGUCGCUUGUGUGGCACGCCACAUGCACAGCUAGACGCAGCCUGGCAACACAGGCCACACCAGCGGGGAGAGGGAAGGAGGGACGUGGACGUGAGUGCCAGGUCGCUUGUCACUGUACCUCGUCGCCAUCAGGUCGCUGUCAAGUCUCGGCCAAACGUCUCCAUCAACAUGCGCUUCGCCGACGCCGUCGCCAUCGCCAUCGCCAUCAACACCACCCGGCUUUCACGUCGUUCCCCCCACUCCCUCCUCCACUUCCUCCACUCCUCUGGCCGGGGGGUGUGCGGCUUUCAAUGGCAAUAGCAAUAGCAAUGGCACCUGCCCGUCCGUCCAACCCGUCUUGCCGUCCAACUGGACCGGACGUGGGCCGUGGAAGGGUCCCUCUCUACUCCCCCUCUCAGGUCUGGUUUGCUGCUCUUCCAAAUGGCCGUCCAGUCGCGGCCUAGAGUCUCCAGUCUCCGGUCUCCAGUCUCGAGGCUCCA
Molecule: messenger RNA, 582 nt
Organism: Ilyonectria robusta
Lineage: Eukaryota; Fungi; Ascomycota; Sordariomycetes; Hypocreales; Nectriaceae
Exons: 1
Coding region: 88-546 (152 amino acids)
Source: RefSeq, a predicted model, not a curated record